This is a messenger RNA of Bufo gargarizans (Asiatic toad), 3448 nucleotides long. It is a transcript of the gene EBF2, whose product is annotated as EBF transcription factor 2. The coding region runs from base 112 to 1863 and encodes 583 amino acids. Gene Ontology annotation, biological process: regulation of transcription by RNA polymerase II. The transcript has 16 exons. NCBI's taxonomy places the organism in Eukaryota, Metazoa, Chordata, Amphibia, Anura, Bufonidae. Gene Ontology annotation, molecular function: DNA-binding transcription factor activity, RNA polymerase II-specific; RNA polymerase II cis-regulatory region sequence-specific DNA binding. The record is from RefSeq and is a predicted model, not a curated record.
CAGAGGCACCCUGCUGCUGCUGCUGCUACUGUGGUCCUAGAGCAGGUGACAAGGAGGCUGCAUGUGGAGGACACUGGCACCUCCCCAAAACUUCUCUGCUGCCAGCCCUCAAUGUUUGGGGUCCAGGACACUUUAGGAAGAAAAGGAUCUGCCCUGAGAGACAAAGCCCUUGAAGCUGGGAUGGAUCCUGUCAGGUCCUGGGUGAGGAAUGUUGGUGUUGUGGAUGCCAAGGUGGCAGCUCAGAGUGGGGUCGCCGUGUCCCGGGCACAUUUUGAGAAGCAACCUCCUUCCAACUUACGGAAAUCCAACUUCUUCCACUUCGUGCUGGCGCUGUAUGACCGGCAGGGGCAGCCCAUAGAGAUCGAGCGCACCACCUUCGUGGACUUCGUGGAGAAUGAUAAGGAACUGAGCACUGAGAAAACCAAUAAUGGCACCCAUUACCGGCUGCAACUCCUCUAUAGUAACGGUGUCCGAACGGAACAAGACCUAUUUGUGAGGCUAAUUGAUUCAGUGACAAAACAGCCUAUAGCAUACGAAGGACAAAAUAAGAAUCCAGAGAUGUGCCGGGUUCUACUCACUCAUGAGGUCAUGUGCAGUCGCUGUUGUGAGAAGAAAAGCUGCGGUAACCGGAAUGAGACCCCAUCUGACCCCGUCAUCAUUGACAGGUUCUUCCUCAAGUUCUUUUUGAAAUGCAACCAGAACUGCCUAAAGACAGCAGGAAACCCACGGGACAUGAGACGGUUCCAGGUUGUCCUCUCCACCACCGUGAACGUAGAUGGACAUGUCCUGGCCGUGUCAGAUAAUAUGUUCGUCCAUAACAACUCAAAGCAUGGGAGGCGGGCAAAACGGCUAGACCCUACCGAAGGUACGGACCCUUGUCUGGAGUACGCCACACCAUGCAUCAAAGCCAUUAGUCCUAGUGAGGGUUGGACUACCGGAGGUGCUAUGGUCAUCAUCAUUGGAGAUAACUUCUUUGACGGUCUUCAAGUAGUGUUUGGGACUAUGCUGGUUUGGAGUGAGCUCAUCACUCCACAUGCCAUCCGGGUCCAGACACCUCCACGGCACAUCCCAGGUGUGGUAGAGGUGACAUUAUCGUACAAAUCCAAACAAUUCUGCAAAGGAGCCCCGGGGAGGUUUAUUUACACAGCAUUAAACGAGCCUACGAUUGAUUACGGAUUCCAGAGGUUACAAAAGGUGGUCCCCAGACAUCCUGGAGACCCAGAGAGGCUGGCCAAGGAAAUGCUACUUAAAAGAGCAGCAGAUUUGGUGGAGGCUUUGUAUGGAAACCCACAUAAUAAUCAGGAUAUCAUUCUCAAAAGAGCGGCGGACAUUGCUGAGGCUUUAUAUAGUGUCCCACGCAACCACAAUCAAAUUCCUGCCCUUUCCAGCUCUCCUGUGCACAGUGGCAUGAUGGGAAUUAAUUCUUACGGGGGACAGCUAGGAAUCUCAAUUUCAGAAACACAGGCCAAUAAUCAGGGUUACAUACGGAAUACAAGCAGUAUCUCCCCACGUGGCUACUCAACCAGUUCCACCCCACAACAAUCUAACUACAGCACCCCCAACAACAGCAUGAAUGGAUACAGCAAUGUCCCAAUGUCUAACCUGGGAGUCCCCGGGUCUCCAAGCUUCAUCAAUGGCUCACCUACUACGUCACCCUAUGGCAUCAUGCCGUCCAGCCCACCCGUGGGGUCUUCUGGAAGCUCGUCUAUCCUGCCUUUCUCCUCCUCCGUCUUCCCUUCCAUGAAACAGAAGAGUGCCUUCGCCCCAGUUAUCCGACCGCAGGGUUCUCCAUCUCCAGCCUGUUCUAGUGGAAACGGUAAUGGUUUCAGAGCUAUGACCGGCCUAGUCGUCCCACCUAUGUGAGGAAACAUUGGACUGUUUGUAUAUUUCUGAGAAGCAGAGGAACAGCAUGAAGACAUUGCGUGUUGUGGUCCACAUCCAAGGUGGGAUAAAAAAACAAAAAACGAGGAGGCCUCUUGGUCCCAUCUAUGGAGAUCCACUAUCCAUCCUAGCCCGGAGAAGUGACCUGUAAGGAUACAACGCAUCUUAUGUCUACAUGGUGGAAUAACUAAACUGAGUCCUGAACAGAGCUGGAAAUUCAGACAACUACAAGGAAUAUUUUGGAUACUCUUCGAUUUUUUUUUCUUCUUUGUAGGAAAAAAAAGGACUAUUUCUAUUUUCAACUAACUUUUUCUGAUACCAAUUUUAUGUUUGAGUCUCGAGAAGAAAAAAAAAUACAAAGCAUUUUACAAAAGGAACCGAACAGGGUAUCGGCAGGGAGGACUGUGCAGCCAUUAUCUGCGUGGAUAAUCUGCUUUCCUAUGCUGUAUGUUUCUGCUUACAUGCUUAUGUUUUUUUUAUAUAUGUUUUACAUUAUUUAAUUGAAUAAACUUGUAACUUAUUGUAUUUAGAGGUAGAAAAAAAAAAUCCACAUGAUAAUAAAUAUUGACAUGGGUGAUGGGAGCUGUGGUCUCACAGCGGACACGGGGCAUCGUGGAGUUGCAUGCAUCUAAACCCAAGGUUGGACUCAUAUUUCUAGACUUCUUCCUUAUCAACACCCUUUCUUAGAUCUUACAACUGGGCCCACCUGCCCUAGUGUCCUUCUACUAAGUAGCAGUCACGUGGUCCCAUGAAGGUAAAUUGAUGUGUUUAUGGAGGUGGCUUAUUUUAUUCUUCUGCAAGACCAAAAUUUGCAGGAAUAAUUGACUCAACUGAACUAUAUCACAAGUCCAGUGGAACCACAAGUCUAGUUGUUGAGUUGACUGGGUAACCUCUGGGACCACAAUGCAGUCCCAUAGUGUCCAUUUUGGAUAUUUUAAAAUGCGCCCCCUGUCAUUCCUUCACUGAUUUAGGUUACAUCUAUUCAAUAGUUACCAUACAAUUAUAUCAAGGGCCACUUUCCAUGGUAAAGUUUUUGGAUGGAGAAGGUUGACGGUCUUCAGAAUGUAAAGAAAACAUUUAUGGCAUUAAAAAACUAGAUGCAAAUUCCAUAGACAGACCUUCCACUAAAGCACUGAGAUCCACAGUCUCAACACAACAAAAUCUGCGCACGCCCAGAAGAUAAAAAAAAAAGCACUUUGCAAUUCCAAGUCCAUCAAGCAAUAUGUAAUGGCCACAAAUGUUAUGUACUAUUGUGUUACCACAUUGAGACGUCAGUAAUAAUUUAAGACAUCCUUACUUACUUUCCUUGUUAUGUUUAUGUGUGCCAAUGAGAAUAUUUCUUUUUGGACUUUUUGGACCUCCCAUGCCUACUGAUAGCUACUUAUCUCACUGUAGAGAAGAGGAAGAUACCUGUGAUAUAACAUGGACCAAUCUCUCAGAGUUCUGAUUUCUCUAGGUUUUUACAGUGCUGCUUUCAUGAUAUCUGCUUUGUUAGAAAGAAAAGACAAAUAAUAAUAAUAAUGAUACUGUUGUUUUUUUUUUUGUUUUAUUCGAGAUGUCCAUCCAG